Messenger RNA from Coffea eugenioides, 1120 nucleotides. RefSeq names its product plasma membrane-associated cation-binding protein 1. The record is from RefSeq and is a predicted model, not a curated record. Gene Ontology annotation, cellular component: plasma membrane. The transcript has 5 exons. Bases 178 to 828 code for a protein of 216 amino acids. Lineage: Eukaryota; Viridiplantae; Streptophyta; Magnoliopsida; Gentianales; Rubiaceae.
UAUUUGCCUUGAUUUGGAAGCACGGUUGGUUUCAAACUGCUGCUAUUGAGGUGACUUGGAUAAGCUUGAUUAGGAGAGAGAGAAACACCACCACCACCGCCACCACCAAGAAGCUCAACAAAGAGAGACAAAGAUUCAUUCAUAUUUUUGGGUAGUUACUGAAGUCAGCUAGAUAUCAUGGGGAUCAGCUCCUGGAAAGAGAAGGUGCUACCAAAAAUCAAGAAAGUUUUUGAGAAGAACGGCACUAAAAAGGCUGCUGCUGCUGAAGUUAUCAAAGCUUUCGAGGAAUCUAAGGAGCAAUACACUACUGAGUUUGAAGGGAAAAAAACUGAGCUCGAAGCUAAAGUUGUUGAGGUCUAUGAAGCUUCACCAUCUGAAGUCAAGGCUUUGAUUAAAGAACCUAAGGAGGCUGGCUUGAAGAAGCACUCUGCUGCUGUUCAGAAGUUCUUGGAUGAGCUUGUCAAGAUUGAAUUCCCUGGAGCAAAGACAGUUUCAGAGGGAGCAACAAAGGUCGGGCCAUCAUAUUUAUCAGGGCCAAUAACCUUUUUGUUUGAGAAGGUAUCCACAUGUAUCCCAGAGGAGGUGAAGAAAGAGGAGGAGGCACCAGCUGCGGCAGCAGAAACCACCGCAGAAUCAAGUGAGGUUAAGGAGAAGGAGAUAGUAGUUGAAGCUGAGAAGAAAGAGGAAGUGGUGACUGAGGCCGUAGUAGAGAAGGUUGAAGCACCAGCUGAGGCUCCUCCGGCCAAAGAAGCCAAGGUGGAAGAAGCAGCACCAGAAGCAGCACCAGCACCGGCACCGGCACCAGCAGCUGAGCCACCAAAGGCUUGAUUGGAAUUAUAUGAUGAUGGGUGAUGGUGAAUUCAAGUGGGGUAGUAGAUGAAUGAACUUAAAAAACUGAGAGAGAGUUUGGAUUUUUAAGUUGGUUUUUUUUUUUUUUUUUUUAAUUUAUAUGAACUGUGUAAAGAAGAAGACACAAAACUUUGAUUUGUUAUUCUUUAUUUCUUCUUCCCUAGUCCUAGUCCUACCCUUUCUUUCUUCCCCUUUGUAAUCUUAAUCCAAAGCAUUCUGUUCUUUUAUGGGUUUUUCAUCGUUGUAUGAUUCAGGGUUUUCAUUUGCUGCA